This is a messenger RNA of Vollenhovia emeryi, 1084 nucleotides long. RefSeq lists its product as uncharacterized. The transcript is spliced from 3 exons. The coding region runs from base 102 to 887 and encodes 261 amino acids. Lineage: Eukaryota; Metazoa; Arthropoda; Insecta; Hymenoptera; Formicidae. The record is from RefSeq and is a predicted model, not a curated record.
UUUCCUUUUUUUCUAGUUGCAAAAAUUCGCAAUUUUUUAGAUAAACUUGUUUUUUUUUUACUUUAAUAGUGCUUAAAGAUAACUGGAGAGCAUGCCUUAAGAUGAUUCAUUGUCCGAAUUGCUUAAAAAUUCUUUUCUCUAUUAAUGCUUUGCAAAUACAUUUGAAACGUUCCCACAAUAUUAAUACAAGGCAUGGAUCAUUCUCGCCAUUUUCAUGCUCUGAGCCUAAAUGCGGGAGACGGUACAGUAGUUGGAAAUCGUUCAGACAGCAUCUUAUAAAGUUUCAUUUAGUCCGUAUCAGUUGCAAAACCCAUGUAGAUCCUUUGUACUGCAAAAGUCAAACUCCUUCAACCUCAAAGAUCUAUGCAGAUUCUUUGUAUUGCAAAACUCAAACUCCAUCAACUUCAAAGACUUAUAUUGAUUCUUUGCAUUAUAAAACUCAAACUUCUUCAACUGAAAAUAUGAUUUCUUCUGAUAUCCAUGAUAAUGAUAAUGCUCUUUUGGACAAAAUCUAUAUUUCCAAUCUAUCAACUUCUCCACCAAAUUUUUCACUGAAUAUAGAUGAUCUUAAGAAGCAAAUAAAAUACAAUGCUAUGUCAUUCAUUAAGGAAAUGUAUGCAAUUCCAAAUAUUCCUAGAAAUCAUGUGCAAGUUCUUGUAGACAAAGUAAAUGAGUUGGUUAGUCUCAAUGUGUCUAGAGUAAGAGAUUUUGUCAAAUCACAGCUAGCAAGUAAGAAUCUUUUAGCUAGUGCUAUGAUUAUAGUAGACAAUUAUCUGGAAGUUUUGCAGAAUUCUUUUGACGGUUUGUCUUCAGAGUUUUUGCGACUUAAAGAAAUAAAAGAAGAUGGUUCCUCGGUAGAGCCCAAAGAAAUCAUUGUUGGUGACUGACGAUUUAGGACCCGGUCAUGUUGAUCCUGUUCCUGUAAAGGCUUUAUUUAUUCCAUUGAGAGAUACAUUGAGGAACUUUUUUGAGAAACCAGGAGUCCUAGCAUCUGUCAAAGAUUAUGUGAAUUUUCUUGUAUCACAUCCAGAGGGAUACAUGACUAAUUUUAUUCAAGGACAGGCUUGGAAAGAUAGAAUUGCUG